This is a messenger RNA of Staurois parvus, 423 nucleotides long. NCBI's taxonomy places the organism in Eukaryota, Metazoa, Chordata, Amphibia, Anura, Ranidae. The record is from the annotation of a GenBank genome assembly.
GACUGCGGACACAGUACAGGAGAUGAUCAGAGACUGCAGACAGUACAGGGGUUCACCAGAGACUGCGAACAUAGUACAGGGGAUGACCAGAGACUGCGGACACAGUACAGAUGACCAGAGACUGCGAAUACAGUACAGGAGAUGACCAGAGACUGCGGACAUAGUACAGGGGAUGACCAGAGACUGUGGACAUAGUACAGGAGAUGACCAGAGACUACAGACAUAGUACAGGGGAUGACCAGAGACUGUGGAAAGUACAGAACUUCGGACAGUACAGGGGAUGACCAGAGACUUCGGACAGUACAGGGGAUGACCAAGAGACUGCAGACAGUACAAGGGAUGACCAAGAGACUGCGGACCUUUGGGGAAGAAGGGUGGGCAGUGUGGACAGCCAGGUGCCCACUGCGCAUGCAUGAGAAGCGC